Molecule: messenger RNA, 795 nt
Organism: Coprinopsis cinerea okayama7#130
Lineage: Eukaryota; Fungi; Basidiomycota; Agaricomycetes; Agaricales; Psathyrellaceae
Exons: 3
Coding region: 1-795 (264 amino acids)
Source: RefSeq, a predicted model, not a curated record
AUGGACGAUUCCUCUCCUAUCGCUUCCCCUAGUACCACCCUUUCUCCUCCAGCUGCUCCAGAAAAACCGCUGCCGUUUGGCAUCGAAGCUACCGCAUAUGCGUUUAGUGUCAUCAGCGACAACGGCUUGUGGUGUUCUUGGACGGAGGCCCUGGACCAACGCGGUGCCAUCGUUCGAUGCAGCAAUACGGAAUGUCAACUGGAGGGCUGCACAUUGCUCGGAGACGUUCUCUCCUGCCUCAAAUGUUUUGAGAACGACGCCAUCGGGCCGGGGAGAUGUGACCUCCCUUUGCUCUAUCUGCGCCGCUUCAUGGAGACCAAAGACAUCCUGCCCGAGGAGAAGGUUCGACCAUUUGUGACCUGGUUUGCCAAACGGUAUCUCGGCUAUCAGUCGCCGUUCAGUGACCUCUCGGGUCACUCGGACUCAGGAUUCAAUAUCAAGGUCGAAUCAGGCAUGUUUACUGGCUUUAUUUUGAGUGCACCUCCGACGUUCAAGAAUCAGUUGAGCGAGCUCCAGCGCACUCUGGAGAAUGCUAGGAAGGAUAACUUGAAAGCAACCGCCGCUGUGCUGCGGUCGUGCGCCCGCUGGCGGGCACUCUCAAGGAUCAUCAAAACAGCUAUGCAGCAGCUCGAUCCCGAGGGGCAUGCAGCUGUCGAUUUGGAUUUGGAAUUGGAAUUGGAGAUGGACCUCGAAGGGCUGGGCGAUGGAAGCGACCUAUCGCCCGCUAUCUCACCUAACCUCAUCCCUGCUCUUUCCACACUCAGGCGGUGCCAUAAGUUGGACCUUCUUUCUUAG